UCUCCUACGCCUCUUGCUCACCCAUUCCAUUGCUGGGAUUGCAAGCGGUACGUGCUCAAAGGUUGAAGAGACGGAUCCAAGAACUCUUCGCACGCCUCUUGGAUCACCUGGGGGUCUCAAAACACAGUUUCACUCGACAAGGCACAUCACCACCACAUUCCGUGUUGUUGCAUCGGACUUGCAUCAUCGUUUCCGUCUGCUGCAUCAUCCUAGCCAAAGGAUUCUUUGAUUUUUAAAGCCCACCGUGGCCGAGGGUGGUAAGCAUCUGAUAUGAAUAACGAGCCACAACUUAGAGUUGUGAGCAGAAAUUCAUUGAUGAGCGAGGUAGAGAUUGUUUGAAUCACUCGAGGAAAUGCAGACUUUGCUCAGUGAGUUGCAUAUCAAUGAGCGUUAAGUCGUGUAUAAAACGGAUUGACCACAGGAUUGGCUCUUAAAGAGAAGCUAGAUGGCAGUGUCAAUCGAAAUCUGGUUCAUUCGCAAUAUCAUGAUGACUGGCUGAAACUUCUCAAGUCCACAAAAAGCUACAUGAAAAUGGAACUAGUCCCUGGCCGUCGCUACACCAGAAUGUCCUUGUCGUAAAAGUGAGUAGAAGAUGAAUUUGGAAGGGACAGUUAACAGAUAGAUUGUCUACGAGGUUGAAUUCUCACAACGACACAACGUAGGACGAGUUCUGUAAGAGAACGUAGUAACAAAAGACGACGAGGUAGAAGCGAUUAAGGUGGAGAUUGGAUGCCUCCGAGAGAGCGCCGACCGCCGAGGGACAACGGGUGGGAAGAUGAAUCUUCAUCAAGCUCAAGUGGGAAUUCAACAUCUUCUGACGCUGCUGCUCCUCGUGCUAAUGAGGCGAGCAAGGUGGCCCUGUUUUCUUUCUGCGUAGCUGCCAUAUAUGGAGCAUACAUAACUCAAGGAGUGCUACAAGAAAAAAUAUCAACAACGAGGUAUGGCAAGGACCAGCAGCGGUUUGAUUACCUCACCUUUCUCAACUUGACGCAGUGCCUCGUGUGUUUCGUCUGGUCGUUUAUAAUGCUGAAGAUAUGGCCCGGAGAUCCAGGCAGCGAAGCACCAAUCUUAGAGUACUGCUGGUGCAGCGUUUCCAAUGCCAUUGGUCCGGCGUGUGGGAUGCUUGCGCUGAAGUUCAUUAGCUUUCCUGCUCAGGUGCUGGCCAAGUCUUCCAAGAUGAUUCCAGGGUGCGUGGCAGUAAUGCUGAUGGGAGCACUCGUAUACGGAGUCCGUUACUCCAUCCAAGAGUAUUUGUGCACUUUUUUGGUGGCUGGUGGAGUGGCGGUCUUCGCCAUCAAAGAGAGCUCCGGCAAGCCCGGCAAGAUCGCCAGUCCAAAUGCACCUCUGGGUUACACCUUAUGUUUACUUAAUCUUGCCUUGGACGGAUUCACCAACGCCACACAAGAUGCUCUAAGCGCCAAGUAUCCGAAGGUGACUGCAUGGCAUCUGAUGAUGGGGAUGAACCUGUGGGGUGCCCUGUAUAUGUGCCUGUUUAUGUUUCUGGUGCCGGGUGGGGGAGGCUACGCUGCUGUCUCGUUCUGCCUAUCCCACUCCGAGGCCGCUCGGGACAUCUUCCUGUUCUGCUUGUGCGGGGCCGUGGGGCAGAACUUCAUCUUCCUCACCAUCAGCCACUUCGGGGCGCUGACCAACACCACCAUCACCACAACCCGGAAGUUCGUGAGCAUUCUCGUGUCGUCGCUAUGGAACGGCAACGUGCUGUCUGCACAACAAUGGACUGGCGUGGCCAUGGUGUUCUUAGGACUCUCGUACCAGAUCUGGUGCAAGCACCAGAAGAACACGGCCAGGCUCACGCCGGUCACUAACGACUACACUGGCGAAAUGAACAGCGCCGCUCGGUCCAGAUCAGCUACCAAGAGAGGGAAAAAUUAACCUCACCCUUACUCGGUUUUCGUCCAUGGUCCAUUUCCCAUAGAGGCUGUCUCAUGCUCUGGAGCUAUUUAUGAUAUUCAGAUGUGCAACGAAUACAUCCCCAACAUACCCCAUGAGGAUUUUGAAGACUCAGCUAUCAACCUGAAAAUGUGGUUGGGACACGAGCAGAUGAACCUAGUGUGUGCUGGCCUGCACGAUCUCCCAUAGCCCAGUAUCAAUUCUUAUUUUGCAUUAGAAAGGGUCCAAAUUGAAUUAGAUGAGAAGGAAGAAACUUGUGGGUGGCGAGUCUGUCUCUGAACACACAAAGCUCACGAUGCACCCAAAGACUUUCAGAAACCGUCACCGGCUGGCUUUUCUAGCUAAUCUUUGAUUCUACAGAUGUUUAUGAAAUCUGAGGCAGCCCUUUGUAGAAAUCUGCCAAGAGUUCUUCGGGUAAGAAUUUGCUCCAGGAUGCAACCAGUCCGAAUAUCAGAGCAAUUCGAUCGUAUAAGACAAGUACAGCCUUUUUGACACACGAUAUUUGUUGUGCAAAUCUUGAAUCAUUUCGGAAACUGAAGGCUACAAUUCUGCGCUGGAGGUUUAUACCUGCUGUGUAGCACCAAGUGCACAGACCACAAGUGUGAUUUAUGUCUAGCCAACGGACGUCACCCCAUCGUGUCAACUUUUAAACCAACAUUUCCCUGCUGCACAUGUUCAGACUGGAUCUCAAAUCGGAAUCUGCUCUGAAAAAAGGUGACCUCCAUAGUCUUAUGCCACGCACGUUCCAAAGCGCUGCCGUCACUACCAAUGAGAUAAAAUCGUGUAUCAAAACGACUGGCAAAUGGUGUGUAGUCUCUCAGUUACAAGACCCACUAAUACAUUUCUUUUUAGUCACAAUAGAUGUAAAAGUAAGAGACAGAAGUGAGGGUUAAUAUUUCAAGUAAAGGUGGACUAGUUGGUCAUUAUUUGGUGCAUAAAUGUAAAUUUGAGGUUUUUAAAAUACUGCAUUACAGAUUUUAUUAGUGAAAAAGAUAUUUCUUAUAAGGUUUUAUAGAUAACAUGGAAGAUGGAGGUUUGGCACUCUAUUCUUGCCAUGAGUUCUAAGUAUUACUAAAAUAGAAACUUGAUUUGAAUAAAACCCUGUUUGUAUUGUUGACUCCCCUUAUUGUACUAAGUGAUCUUCUAUUUUCAAAA
Physcomitrium patens is the source of this 3063-nucleotide messenger RNA. RefSeq names its product UDP-galactose/UDP-glucose transporter 3. The record is from RefSeq and is a predicted model, not a curated record. Gene Ontology annotation, molecular function: UDP-glucose transmembrane transporter activity; UDP-galactose transmembrane transporter activity. Gene Ontology annotation, biological process: UDP-galactose transmembrane transport. Lineage: Eukaryota; Viridiplantae; Streptophyta; Bryopsida; Funariales; Funariaceae. Gene Ontology annotation, cellular component: endoplasmic reticulum membrane; Golgi membrane.